GGGAACGUUUGUUUGGGUGGAACAUUUUAUUCCGGUCAUGUGUUCCCAGGCUCAUUGUUUACGUUGUGCACACAGUGUGUGGUGGGCGGACGAGGUGUGAUCGGUGUGUUCUCCUCAGAUGUGUCCGCGAUCCCCGGUGACAGUUGUACAGAAUGGCGUUUGCUGACUUGAGAAAGGAGCUGAGCUGCUCCAUCUGCCUGAGCCUCUAUACGGAGCCGGUGUCCCUGAGAUGUGGGCACAGCUUCUGCCGGGAUUGUAUCAUCAGCGUUCUGGAUACACAGAAGGGUUCCGGAGUAUACACCUGUCCAGAGUGCCGGGCGAAGUAUCCGGUGCGCCCCCUGCUGGAGAAGAACAGGAAGCUGUGCAACAUUGCAAAGCACUUUCUUGAUACCCAAUCCCAGCUGGAAGGCUCGGGGGUCUCGUGUACGUACUGCCUUCACGCUCCCAUCCCCGCCGCUAAGACUUGCCUGCAGUGCGAGACCUCCCUAUGUGACACCCACCUGGGCAUCCACAACAAGACCGUGGAACACACCCUGAUCGACCCCACCAGCUCCCUGGACAGCUGGAAGUGUCUGAUCCACAAAAAGAACUUGGAAUUCCUUUGCUGCGACGACGGCGCGUACAUCUGCGUGUACUGCUCCGCCAUCGGCUCGCACAAGGGCCACGCGCUGAAGUCGCUGGACGAGGUGGUGAGGGUGAAGGAGAAACUGAGGAAACUCCUGGAGAAGCAGUCCUCCAAGAAGGAGGAGACGGAGAAAAAUCUGGAGAGCCUGCAAGACCUUCGGAGGAAGGUGCAGGAGAAGACCAGCGUGUUGACCGAGCGCAUCGCCGAGCUGUUCACCGACAUCCGGAAGCAGCUGGAGUGCCUGGAGAAGAGGUUCCUGACUCAGCUCUCUAGGCAUGAGAAGCAGAGCUUGCUCUCCGUCUCCGAUCUGAUCCGGCAGCUGGAGACGCAGAAGGACGAGCUGUGCAGGAAGAUGCAACACAUCGAGGAGCUCUUCAACAUGACGGAUCCCAUCACCGUCCUACAAGACCAGGACUUGGACGCCGAGGACGCGGCCAAGACCGACAAAGAUUCCGAAGCCAUCACCCAAGACAUUCGCAAGAUCCGCUCCUCCAGCGAACUGAAGGAGCGCCUGGUGUCCGUCUCCUUGCACGCCUGCUUCUCCGACGUCAUGUCCGCCGUCAAGAGAGGGCUUUACGACCCCAAGACCUCCGACAUCUUGCUCGAUUUAGACACGGCUUGCCGAAAAGUGUCGGUGACCGGAGAUCUGAAGUCGGCCUCCUGGUCGGAGACGCCGCUGAGCUACCCCGAGAACGCCAAGCGCUUCACCACGUUCCCCCAGGUCAUGAGCAGCAAAGGUUUCAGCACGGGGAAGCAUUACUGGGAGGUGGAAACCAGCCAGUCGGAAGACUGGUGGGUGGGCGUGGCCUAUCCCAGCAUUUACCGCGCCGGUAAGGAGUCCAGGAUCGGGGAGAACAACAAGUCCUGGAGCCUGAGGACGUACGACAACCACUACUCCGUGACUCACAACUCAAGGUCGCGUCAGCUGCAGACUAAGAUCCCCAUCCAGAAACUGGGGAUAUAUUUGGAUUACGAAGGCGGCCAUCUGUCCUUCUACCAGCUGUGUGACGUUGUCAGGCACCUCCACACCUUCAGGGCCACCUUCACCGAGCCCCUCCACGCCGCUUUCUUCGUGUGGAACGAGGGUUGGAUCAGGCUGAGGAGCUAAAGAAACCGAGAGUUUUCCCGAGGACUUUCCACCCAAGUGACACUAAACCUUAAAUAAUCCAUCCCCAUCCACUACUUAACUUAUUAUUAAUUUAUUGUUUCUUACCGUGUUUUCUGCUUCUUUGUAACAUCCUCUGUGAGCUCCCUCUCCCUUUUUUCUGCUCCUUUUCUGUUUGGAACGAGCCGUGCACGUUGUGGUCACGUGCACUGCUCUACGCACUCUACACAUCCAUAGUCCAUCUCGGGUGGCUACACACUUGGGACCAUGGAGAAUGAAUGUAGCCACCCCCUUAACAGAUCACAGCAGCAAAAAAAAAAGAAAGAAAAAGUUGGAAUUUAGAGGAGGCCGAGCAAUAGGAGGAACUUUUCUGAAUUUUAGAAUUCAUACUUGAAUCGAUAAUUUUUUUUUUUUUAAUAGUGUCGCUGUAUUUGGAGAAGUUUUUUGCGAUCAAUGCAGUAUACAAACAUUGCCGUUUUCACCAAGAGCUUUUUCCACGUUUAUUGCCCCCUUUUUUCUAAACCUCCCCCCCCACAACAAGUUUUCCCCGCUUGUCCCCUUUUUUUUGUCUGUUACAAAGAAAAAAAAAAAAAAAAAAGUCUUCGUGUUUUUUGAAGAAACAGCAAAAAAGCUUUUUUCAGCCGUGUAUUUUUCUGUGUCUGUGAACCAUCUCUCCACAUUAUAUCUCCCUCUAUUCCCUUUCCCCGGUACAGCAUGGAUCGUCCAUCUAGGUGUCACAGCGUGCGUAAAACUUGACUCUUCCUGAAGCAAUACCCCCCCUCUCCCUCCAUGGGACGUGGAGCAGCGGCAUGGCCUGUGAUGGCCAGUAGGAUUAAAGGCUGGGGAUCAAAGCCAAAGACCUAUAUUAUAAAAGAGACUUUGGAAGGUAUGCCGAGAAAUCAGGGAAAAGGAGGUUGAAGGGUUGUUUUUUCCCUUUAGACGACUCAUUCGUAUUCUAUGAAAUUGUGUGCAAUCGAUAUAUUUGUCCGGAGGGUCACUUCACUAAAGCAUAAGGCCUCUUUCACACGGGACGGAUCCGUGAUGAUCCGCACCGUGAGUCUCCGCUUGCUCAGUGGGGAUCACUCCGUUGGUCCCCGUUGAGCCGCCGGAUGACAGGGCGAUCCCUGCUCACAGUGCAGGGACAGCCCUGUCAGAUAUCCGCUCUCCCCUAUGGGCGGAUCGGAUGAACACGGACUGUCUGUCCGUGUUCACCCCGAUCCGCAGACGGAUGGAAAAAUAGGGUUUAUCUCUGUCUGCAGAAUCGGAUGAUUUGCAGAAUCGGAAGUGUUCUUCCGCUGA
Messenger RNA from Rana temporaria (common frog), 3029 nucleotides. RefSeq names its product E3 ubiquitin/ISG15 ligase TRIM25-like. Gene Ontology annotation, molecular function: protein binding; zinc ion binding. Bases 153 to 1733 code for a protein of 526 amino acids. The transcript is spliced from 2 exons. The record is from RefSeq and is a predicted model, not a curated record. NCBI's taxonomy places the organism in Eukaryota, Metazoa, Chordata, Amphibia, Anura, Ranidae.